UUUCUUUGUCUUUCACGAGGCCAACGAGGGAAAGUCACUCCUGUGCUUGAAGUCAAAAUAAACUAAAGCAGUUCAUAUCUAAGAAGCUGUGCAGCAUGGAGGAGGAAACAGAUGUGUUAGCUGCAGUUUCAUCUACUGUAGAAAUACAGUCAAAUGAAUUGACAGAGUUUUCAUCUUCUGAAGAUUUGAAACCAGAUCUAUCGGCCAUAUUUUCAUCUUCUGCUGGCAUCAAAACAGAAUUAUUGACAUUUAUUAAUUUCCAGGAUAUAAAACCUAACAUGUCAUUUAAAACUUCUCAAGAUGUUAAACCUGAUAUUAAUUCAGAAUUUUCUUCUUCUAAUGACAUAAAAGUAAAACCAGAAUUAUCAUUUUUUAAUGUUCAGGAUAUAAAACCUAACAUGUCAUUUAAAACUUAUCAAGAUGUUAAACCUGAUAAUACAUUUUCAAUUGAAAAAAUUAAUAAGAAACCUGCUGCAUCAGCAGAAUUUUUAACAUCUGAAAGUUUAAAACCAGAAUUAUCAACUACUGAAAAUUUAAAACAAGAUUUCACAACAGAAUUUUUAUUUUUUGAGGAUAUACAAGAAAAUGGACUUGAAGAUAAUCUACAAUUGUCUAGGGACAACGAAUAUAAAAUUUCUCAAAGAUCUGAAAGUAAUAUGCAUAACAAUGCUCAUUCUGAAGAUAAGCCAUAUGAGUGUGAUGUUUGUCAUAAAAGGUUUUCUAGAAAUUCUAAUUUAAAACUACAUAAAAAAGUUCAUUCAGGAGAUAAACCACAUGAAUGUGAUGUUUGUCAUAAAAGGUUUUAUCAAGGUUCUAAUUUAAGAGAACAUAAAAUGGUUCAUUCAGGAGAAAGGCCACACGAAUGUGAUGUUUGUCAUAAAAGAUUUUCUAGUUCUCAGUUAAAAGCACAUAAAAGGAUUCAUUCAGGAGAUAAACCACAUGAAUGUGAUGUUUGUCAUAAAAGGUUUUCUCAUAUUUGUUAUUUAAGAAAUCAUAAAAUGGUUCAUUCAGGAGAAAGGCCACAUGAAUGUGCUGUUUGUCAUAAAAAGUUUAGUCAGAAGAUACAUUUAUCAUUACACAAAAAAGUUCAUUCUGGUGAUAAGCCAUAUAAGUGUGAGGUCUGUCUUAAAAGGUUUUCUCAAAGUUCUCAUUUAAGAGAACAUAAAAAAGUUCAUUCAGGAGAAAGGCCAUAUAAAUGUGAUGUUUGUUAUAAAAGGUUUUCUAUAAGUUCUAAUUUAAAAAGACAUAAAAAAGUUCAUUCAGAAAAUCUACAAUUGUCUAGGGACAACGGAAAUAAAAUUGUUUAUUAUCAUCAAACAUUUUCUCAAAGUUCUGAAAGUAAUAUGCAUAACAAUGUUCAUUCUAAAGAUAAGCCAUAUAAGUGUGAGGUCUGUCUUAAAAGGUUUUCUCAAAGUUCUCAUUUAAGAGAACAUAAAAUGGUUCAUUCAGGAGAAAGGCCACAUGAAUGUGAUGUUUGUCAUAAAAGAUUUUCUAGUUCUCAGUUAAGAGCACAUAAAAAGAUUCAUUCAGGAGAUAAACCCCAUGAAUGUGAUGUUUGUCAUAAAAGGUUUUCUAGAAAUUGUGAAUUAAAAAUACAUAAAAAUGUUCAUUCUGGAGAAAAGCCAUAUGAAUGUGAUAUUUGUCAUAAAAAGUUUAGUCAGAAGAUAAAUUUGUCAUAUCACAAAAAUGUUCAUUCUGGAGAUAAGCCAUAUGAAUGUGAUGUUUGUCAUCACAAGUUUUCUCAAAGGUGUAACUUCAGUACACAUAAAAAGAAGCAUUCAGAAGAAAAGGCAUAUAAUUCUGGAGAUAAGCCAUAUGAAUGUGAUGUUUGUCAUAAAAGGUUUUCUCAAAGUUCUGGUUUAAGUUAUCACAAAUAUGUUCAUUCUGGAGAUAAGCCAUUUGAAUGUGAUGUUUGUCAUAAAAGGUUUACUCGAAGGUCUACCUUAGGUAAACAUAAAAAGAUUCAUUCAGGAGAAAAGAUGUAUAAUUGUGAUGUAUGUCAUAAAAAAUUUGUGGAUAUGAAGGAUCUCUUACGACAUAAAAUUGUUCAUUCUGGAGAUAAGCCAUUUGAAUGUGAUGUUUGUCUGAAAAGAUUUUCAAAUAGUUCUCAUUUAAGAAGACAUAAAAAGGUUCAUACAGGUGAAAGGCCACAUAAAUGUGAUGUUUGUCAGAAAAGGUUUUUAGAUAGUUCUAACUUAAGUAAACAUAAAAAGGUUCAUUCAGGUGAAAGGCCACAUGAAUGUGAUGUUUGUCAUAAAAGAUUUUCUAGAAAUUUUACUUUAAGAACACAUAAAAAGAUUCAUUCGGAAAGGCCACCUGAAUCAUGAUGAAUGUUAUGUUUGUCCUAUAAGGUUUGCUUGGAAAUGUGGUUUAUUAAGAGAUAAUUUUGUUCUUUUGGGGGAAAAGCCAUAUGAAUUAGAUGUUUGUCCUAAAUGAUUUACUCAGAAUAGUUAUUUAAUUCUGGAGAUAAGCCGUAUGAAUGUGAUGUUUGUCAUAAAAGGUUUACUUGAAAAUCUAACUUAGGUAAACAUAAAAAGAUUCAUUCAGGAGAAAAUUGUGAUGUUUGUCAUAAAAAAUUUGUGGAUACGCAGGAUCUCUUACGACAUAAAAUUGUUCAUUCUGGAGAUAAGCCAUUUGAAUGUGAUGUUUGUCUGAAAAGAUUUUCAAAUAGUUCUCAUUUAAGAAGACAUAAAAAGGUUCAUACAGGUGAAAGGCCACAUGAAUGUGAUGUUUGUCAGAAAAGGUUUUCAAAUAGUUCUCAUUUAAGAACACAUAAAAAGGUUCAUUCAGGAGAUUAACCACAUGAAUGUGAUGUUUAAUAUAAUAUGUUUUCUCAAUAUUCCAAUUUAAGAACACAAAAAUAUUCAUUCAGAUGAAAGGCCACAUGAUGAAUGUGAUGUUUGUCCUAUAAAAUUUGCUUGUAAGUGUGAUUUAUUAAGACAAUUUUGUUCAUUUGGGAAAAAAUCCAUAUGAAUUUGAUGUUAAUCCUAAAUGAUUUACUCAGAAUAGUUUAACUACACAUAAAAAAACUUUUUUUUGGCCAUAAAUGGUUUUUUUACGUUCUCAAUUAAGUGCACAUGAAAAAGUUCAUUUAUGAGACAAGCUAUAUGAAAGUGGUAUAUGUCAUUAAAGGUUUUCUAGAAGUUGUAGUCUAAUUGAUGUUUUACAUAAACAAUUUUCUCAAAUUUAAAUAGUCUAAAAAAAUUCAUUCUAGAUCUAUAUGUAAGACAGAGGAAUUUGAUGUUGGUAAGGAAAUAUUUUCUUAUAAUUUUACUUUAUAUAGUCAAAGAAAUUCAUCAUGACUUAAAACCAAUUUAAAAUCAUUUUUUAACAUAAACAAUUAAUAUCUAUAGCAAAUUGUUAUUAAUAAAUUUCUUAUAAUUUUUCUCUGCACAUAACUUCCAAUAGUGAGCCAUAGUUGAUAAACAUUUGUAUUAUAAAAAGGUUCUUUUGUCAAAGAGUAUACCUCGUCAAUUAUUAUAGAUACUCGAAAAAGAAAUUGUAUUCUGACUGUAAAAGGAAGUAGCAUCCUAUUGUCAGCUGCAUGUGUACAUUUCUUCUUUAAGUAUCCUACUUCUUUUUGUGUUAUUUGUAAAUAUGUAUGAUAGGAGAAGUAAGCUAUCACUUUAGGGGCCGAGGGUUUUAUUUUUAUACCAGCAUGAUUUUGUUCAGGCCACACAGUUAAUUUGCCUGUUUCAGAUUAUAUAAAGUUGACAAUGCACAUUCAUUGGGAUAAGGAACCUGAUGAAACCAAUUACACAUUAACAAUAACAGAAGCUAAUUAAAAUAAAACACGCUGUUCAAGUUUAAUGUAUUAUUUACAUUUACUAGAUGUUUACAAUAUAUGUAGGCCCUACUGUUAAACAAUUCUUAACUUUAUAGUAUUUACACUACUCACUAACAGCUCAAUCGGACAAACAGUGACAUGACAGAAUAUCGUGUUAACAGUUAAUAGGACCUACAUUAGACAAGUACAAUGA
Physella acuta is the source of this 3980-nucleotide messenger RNA. Its product is annotated as zinc finger protein 271-like. Gene Ontology annotation, molecular function: RNA polymerase II cis-regulatory region sequence-specific DNA binding; DNA-binding transcription factor activity, RNA polymerase II-specific. The record is from RefSeq and is a predicted model, not a curated record. Gene Ontology annotation, biological process: regulation of DNA-templated transcription. Lineage: Eukaryota; Metazoa; Mollusca; Gastropoda; Physidae.